AUGGCUACAAACUCUCAUUCUCAAUUGCCGAUUGUCGAACCACUGCGUUUUCAUCGAGUGCAUGGUGAUCAGAUUCGAUUGAGUGAGAAUAAUACACGUGCAACUCGUGAUCGUUUGAAUAACACAUUAUUAUUUACCAAUCGACCGAUUCUAUCUCAUGAAAUUGUCAAAUUCAACAUCGAAGAAUUAACGAAAGAAUAUCACGGACUUAUUCGAUUUGGUUUGACAACGAAUAAUCCAGAUAAUUUUACAGCUACGACAUUACCACGAUUGAUGCCAGCCAAUGAUUCUCGCGAAUGGCUUGUUCCAACUUUACAUAAACUCCCAAGUAUAGAAAAAAACAAGUAUAUCCGUCUUAAAUAUACAGCGGAAGGUGAUAUUUAUAUUGAUUUCGAUCAGACAGAUUUCGUUAAAUAUCUAACUGUGUCUCCAAUAACCAAAGACGUUUGGUGUGCACUUGAUUUGAACGGAAGUGUUUCUCAAAUUCGUCUCGUUCAAACAGAAGCACGCGUGUUGCCAAAUCCAGUUGAUCGAGCACGUGAACGUUACCUUCAAUACACAAACAAUUGUCAGCAGGAAACCUCUUCCGUAUAUUACAGUGGAGAUUUGUCGUCCGGAUUUUUAAAAAUGACAAACUGUGAUGAAACUUGCGAAUUGGUUCAUAAUAUAGCUGUGAAAAAGUCUUCCACAUCAUCAAUAAUCGUGGAUGAAAAUCUUAAACGGUGUAUGUCUAUUGUUCUGCAAGUUCUCGAUAUGGAUCAUACAUUGUCAUCGUACUUUACCAUUCGUUGUUUAAUCGACGGUAGAGCAUCGAAUGAACAUCGAAAAGAAAUUGAUGCAACGUUCGAUCAUCUUACAUUAGGUGAUGAGAUUGGUCUCCGUGUACAACCAGAAGGAGUGAUCACGUUUUCUUGUGAUAAUCGAAAUGUUAAACCACUAUUCAAUAUAGACUUAACUGUUAAUGACAAUCCUCGAGUGCAACAAACAUCCUAUCAAUUAGAGAUUCUCAUGAAUGGACGUAUCACUGGUCUUCGUCUAGUUGGAGUUUAUCGACCGACUGACAGCGAAGCACGAACAUUACCACCAGCUGUUGGUGGUGGAUGCCUUGCAACUAUAUCGUACAGAGUAUGUCCAAAUGGUUUAUCAGGUUUGCUGUUACCGUGUAGACAUUUAUGCGUUUGUUACGACUGUGGGCAAGCGCUUCUUGAUAGAAACCAGCCAUGUCCGAAUAUCAAAUGUCGUAAACAGGUGACUGGAUGUAUAAAAGUAUACAAAGAUUAA
Adineta ricciae is the source of this 1281-nucleotide messenger RNA. NCBI's taxonomy places the organism in Eukaryota, Metazoa, Rotifera, Eurotatoria, Adinetida, Adinetidae. The record is from the annotation of a GenBank genome assembly.